Molecule: messenger RNA, 4454 nt
Organism: Macrobrachium nipponense
Lineage: Eukaryota; Metazoa; Arthropoda; Malacostraca; Decapoda; Palaemonidae
Product: vacuole membrane protein 1-like
Biological process (GO): autophagy; Golgi organization
Cellular component (GO): membrane; endomembrane system; endoplasmic reticulum
Source: RefSeq, a predicted model, not a curated record
AGAGUGCACAACACAAUGCUCUGGCCCACCUCCAGUGUUUUGUUCAGUGUGCCAAGUGGAGUCAGUGGUGUCAGGGAUUUUUUUGCUUCACACUUUGCAGUUUUAAAUUGCCAAGGGUUCUUGGUUCUGAAAGACCAAGAAAGUUUUACGAGCUUGAAGGAGGCAAGAACAGAUAUUGCUGAACACAAUCACAUCGUAGCCAUGGGCGAGCGUUCGGCUAUGAAAAGACAUCCAGGGAAGACUGGCAAACAGGCAAAUGGGUCAAGCAUGGACAGCAUAACAGCCACACUCGAGGAAAAGCUAGCAGAAAAGGACGAGAGGGACAAGCUCGUUCUCUGGAGACGACCUGUACAAACACUUCAUUACUUUUUAAGAGAAUGUGGGGUGCUCCUUGUUGAAUAUAUGAUUAAAUUAUGGAACAAUAAGAAGAUAGUAUUAUUUAUUACACUUCUUGUAGGAGGCUACUAUUUAGUUUAUAAAACACCAGGUCCUCAUCAGCCUAUUUUACAAAGAAUAGAAAAAGACUUCUGGUGGUGCUCAUGGUGGGUGUGGCUAGGCAUAUUGUCGUCAGUAGGGUUAGGGACAGGCCUUCACACAUUCUUACUCUACCUGGGACCUCACAUAGCCUCUGUCACUCUUGCGGCGUAUUCCUGCAACUCCGUCAAUUUCCCAUCACCCCCUUACCCUGAUGAUAUAAUAUGUCCUGAUGAAGACAUGCCAGUGAAAGACAUGUCCAUAUUAACAAUUAUGUCUAAAGUACGUCUAGAGGCCUUUAUGUGGGGUGCUGGUACUGCUCUUGGAGAGUUGCCUCCUUAUUUUAUGGCUAGAGGGGCACGCCUUUCGGGAUAUGAUCCUGAUGAUGAGGAAAUGGCCGAGUUUGAAGAACUACAACGAUUAAAAGAACGUCCAGAAGACAUGUCUUUCAUUGACCGUGCCAAACUCUCUGUCGAGAAACUUGUAGAACGAGUUGGAUUUUUCGGCAUUUUGGCUUGUGCUUCGCCAACCCUCUCUUUGACCUGGCUGGUAUCACCUGCGGCCAUUUUCUUGUCCCAUUUUGGACUUUCUUUGGUGCCACCCUUAUUGGCAAGGCUGUUAUCAAGAUGCACAUACAAAAGAUGUUUGUUAUAAUUGCCUUCAACGAGUCUCUGCUGGCCAGGGCUGUUGGGCUGUUAGCUUUUGUGCCAGUGAUUGGACCCAAACUAGAACAGCCAUUCAAGACAUUUUUGGAAAAACAGAAGCAGAAGUUCCAUAGAAAGCCUGGUGUGGGGGCAACAACUCAGGAUGAGAAGAAUAUUCUCGCCUGGAUAUUCGAGAAACUAAUUCUCCUGAUGAUAAUCUACUUCGUCCUGAGCAUUGUCAAUUCGUUUGCCCAGAGCUACCAUAAGAGAAUACACAAGAAUGCACGAGAGAAGAAGCUGGCGCAGGACUGAUCGGGGGCUACAACCUAUUGUUAUGAGUGUGUGAUCCAAGGUGAACUUGUCAAUUACUACAUUCUCUAAAUGUCUCUGGCAGAAGAGGCAUUUCAGUGUCAUCACCUGAAAUUUGGUUUAGUUUAGGAUAGUGUAGGUCUUUGGAUGACAGGUAGGUUAGCGUAGGGCUGUUUUGAAUAAUACUGACAAGAUCAAUUUUUUUGAGUAACCAGGAAUCACAUGGGAUGAUGGAGUUCAAAUGUCAUUUCUUCUGCAUCAAAAUAUAUAAAUAUAUAAUUUUGUUUGAACUCUUAUUAAAGUUUAAUCUAUCUUGAUAAGAAUUUGUUGUAAUUAUUAGUUAAAUCAGUUUAGCUUUGUUGAAACUGUUGCCAAGAUUUUUUGUUACAAAAGUAUCCUUUCCCACUACUUUAUACCCUCCAUGUACUACUGUAUUAUUCUGUUAUCAUAGUGAAGUAUUCAGACAAUAUUUUUUUGCAAGGUUUUCAAAAUGCAGUAUUUGUUUUUUCUUAAAUUUCACAUGAUGCAAAAAUAGGAUUGAAUGCUGCAGUGCAGUAUUGGGAAAUGUAAGUGUAUAAAUGUCACUAGACUACGUUGUGUUAUUUUCUGAAAACACUCAGGUUGUUGGCCCCCUUGUCACUGCUGUUCUUUUGUUGAAGUGUUUUGUGGGCCUAGGAGGGGUUUCUCUCCUUGCUGGAGUAAGAUAUGUGAGAGUUGAGAGCUUUGUCGUAAAAGCAGUGGAAACGGUUUUUGCUUUAAAUGUAGCAAAUUACUCUGCUAUGUUUCAUGGAUUUUGCCAACUUGAAACAUCUUGAAAGACUGAUAUCAUGCAAUAUUAAUGUAGUUUGGAUAGAUGAACUUUAAUUUUUCUUUUAGAGGAGUGGAAAUGGUUUAUGAAGUAGGUUUUGCAUUGUUACAGAAAAGACAAAGAAUGAUCUCGUAGAAGAACUGAAUGAGUGGUUUAACAGAAAAGUAAAUUAUUGUGACCAUUCCCUAAUUAUUACCAUUGAUAGGAACGAACUGCAUGAACUUCAGGCAAUUAGAUGACUUUUGCUGUACUGCAUGACUGGCCUCCCUCUUGGUCAUACAGCCUGUUAUAUUCACUCAGAGAGAGCAUGGCCAAGCAUUAUCUUUAUGGUCCACUACAUAACUAUUGGACUGCUGUAAGAGCCUCCUGUACAAAUAUUUCUUAGAAUUACGGGGUGUCUGGAAAAAUAAAAUAUUCAUAAUUGCUGCUCAUAUUUUGUUUUUACCAUCUAGUCCAUUGGCUGAUUGCCUGCAGAUGUGCCACCAGUAUAUUUAUACCACUGAAUGCUCACAUGAUAAUUUACUGUUUACUAUACUUGUUCCACUCAAAUUUUAUGUAUUUAUUGAAUUUUUUUACUGUAUCAGUCUGCCAGGCAUUGUAUAGCGUACAUCAAGUGCCCACCUACUGAUGGUACAUGGUAUAAGCAGUUGCUGAAGAAAACUAGAGUUUACCGUCAUACCCAAGAGUAUCUUAACUUUGCCUGGAACUUACGUCCCAUUUAAAAGUACAGGUAGUCCCUGGUUAUCGGCAGGAUACCGAUAAGCGAAAACCGCCAUUAACCAAAACUACAAUUUAUUGCACUUAUGGCCCCAAUAACCGGUAACCGGUCAAUGGCGCCUCUGUUAGGUAUGUUAUGACACCAUAACUGUAUUAUAACCAAAACUCAGCGCGUUAUGACACCAUAAAUCACAGAUUUUAUGGCGCUAGACAAGCCCCAUUAACAGAUUCCGCCGAUAGCCGGUGACUGCCUGUAAAUGUUUUUGAUAAUGGCUUUCAUCAUUUUUAUAGUACUCUAACAAAAUUCAUAUUAACUGCAGCUAAAAAUUAUAAAUUGAAACCAAAGGAUGGCCUGCUCUCAAGUCUACAAAAUUCCUUUGGGUUAAAUGGCACCUAAACAUCUAUUACCUAGUGAAAAAGGGUGCUAAGGAUUACUUUUGAUGAUUGGUUCUUAUAGAUACAUCAGUCCUAUGUUUAAAUACUGUAUUGUCACAUGUGCCUAUUUCUACCAAUUCUUUUUGUAUCGGAACAAGUGUGAGUGUGAGGGAGUGUAGUAGUAUUCCACGAAAGGGAUCUCAAUGAACUUGUGGCUGAAGUACAAGAAAAGUGAAGAGAGAACUAAGCCAUGAUAUCCAAUGAAUCUGGAGAGUGCUUAGCAGUGUAUUUUUGUAUUCAUGUCUUGUCAUGUGAUUGUUAAACCUGUGAAUUUAAACAGUGUUAACCCAGAUUGGUUAAACUUGCCAUGUUGUUUGUUGUACUGUAUCAGUAAUGCCUAAUUAUGCAUGGGGCCUCAUGCAAGAGUAUAGGUUUAUGUAGUGCAUCAAGACAAGAAGUGAGUGUCAUCAGUCAGUGCUUGUGGUUGCAGUGGAGACGUCUGCCAGCAUCACUUGUGACUUUUUUGAGUGUCGUGUGGCUUGGAUCUCUUUUCCUUUUUUGUAUCACUUUGUUAAAUCACUUCUGAUUUCACCGAACGAAACAUCUUGAGAUGAUGUGAUGCCCCUUAGUGCAAAAAUAUCCCAUACUUACCUCUAGAAACUUUUUGUGGGAUUGUAACGUAGGUUCAGAGAGGUUCACGACUGGGGGAGUCAUUAGAUAGAUGUGUGAAGUUUUGAGGUUACUGUGCAGAAACCUCUGUGUUUUGGCCUCGAUGUUACAGAAAUCGCCCAGUUGCUUGUACAAUAUUGCAACCAUUACAGGAGUUGAAGAUUAUGCAUCAUGUGCUCAAGCUCACCUUAGUAUAAAUAAUGAGUCAGUAAUGGAAAUUUAAGUGGGGUCAGUGGUUAAUUGUGUAUAUUGUGUACAUGUGUAGAUGAACUGUUUUUAGUACUGUAUACAUAAAGUUAUGUAUUUUUUCAGCACGUGCACUGAUUAGUAAUGAAUUUUUCUUUUGUAAGUUAUAAUUUAUUGAAGAUGAUACAAGCUUCAUAUUCGUUUUCUAAAUUGAAUAACAGAUUUAUACAAAAAGAGUAGUCUGUAUAUAUAGUAAUACAAUUAUAUAAAGC